Amaranthus tricolor (Joseph's coat) is the source of this 1454-nucleotide messenger RNA. RefSeq lists its product as uncharacterized. The coding region runs from base 222 to 1154 and encodes 310 amino acids. The record is from RefSeq and is a predicted model, not a curated record. Gene Ontology annotation, molecular function: protein-containing complex binding. Gene Ontology annotation, cellular component: mitochondrion. The transcript is spliced from 7 exons. Lineage: Eukaryota; Viridiplantae; Streptophyta; Magnoliopsida; Caryophyllales; Amaranthaceae.
UUUCGUUGGAGUGAGUUGCUUCAACCAAAUUGCAAACGUCAAUAAUAUGAGGUCGGUUUUCAACAAAAUCUUAUUCUCCCCACGCUUGCCAGUCGCCACUAAAUUUUGUGAAUCCCAUUUCACAAUUUUUCUCCAUUGAAGAGAAUUGUGAUUAUACGUAAGCUCCAAACUUUCCCAGUUUCCCAGAUAUUUUGGUAUUUUACCAGCAAAAUUAAAGGAUAAUGACAAUGUCAAUGUCCUCAGUUAUUACUCCAUCAACUCUAUCUCUUAGUCUUACUUCUUCAUCAAUCAAAACUAGACCCCUUUUCCCUUCUCUUACUUUUUAUCGCCCUCGAUUGCCUCUUCAAAACCGGCUUAGGAGUUGUCAUGUCGAGUGUGCUUAUUCAGGAACCAACAUGGAGGAAAACUUCAAAUCUGCUACAAUAGACAUCGUAGCGAAUGUUCAAACUGAAAAGCUAGUUGUUCUGGGAGGCAGUGGUUUUGUUGGCUCUGCAAUAUGCAAGGCAGCUGUAUCAAAGGGCAUAGAGGUUGUAAGUCUAAGCAGGUCAGGACGUCCUCGUAUAUCAGAAUCUUGGGUAGAUCAGGUUUCUUGGGUACCAGGGGAUGUUUUCUAUGUUAACUGGGACGAAAUCCUUCUUGGAGCCACUGCUGUUGUUUCUACCUUGGGAGGUUUCGGAAACGAGGAGCAAAUGAAAAGGAUUAACGGUGAAGCCAAUGUUGUUGCUGUAAAUGCUGCAAAAGAAUAUGGAGUCCCAAAAUUCAUCUUAAUCACAGUUCAUGAUUACAAUCUCCCACCCUUCUUGCUUGAAUCUGCAUACUUCACUGGAAAGAGGAAAGCUGAAUCAGAGGUUCUUUCUAGAUACCCUAAUUCAGGAGUUGUAUUAAGGCCAGCUUUUAUAUAUGGUAAAAGAAGGGUGGACGGCUUUGAGAUCCCUCUCGACUUGGUUGGGGAGCCAUGGGAAAAGAUUUUAAGUGCUACAGAGAAUUUGGUUCGGCCUCUAAACUCUCUUCCCGCUUCAGACUUGGUUUUGGCACCUCCUGUUAACGUAAAUGAUCUCGCACUGGCAGCCGUCAAUGCUGUCAAAGACAAUGACAUGUUUGGUAUCUUUACAAUCGAACAAAUUAAGCAAGCUGCGAAAAAUGUGAAGGUGUGAUCAUGUAAAAUGAUACUUUCGUAAGCAGUCGCAUGACUUUGCUAGCUAGUGACUGAAUAGCAUGAUUUUGUUGUUAGAAGUUAGAACUAUAGACCUCAAUGGUAAUGACUAUUGUGUAUAUUUAAAGCUACAGGGGAUUAAGCUAGCAAUAGGUGGUUGUUUUAUGCAAAAUUAUAGAGAUGUUUGGCUAAAAACGAUGUCUUUUAAAUGCUUCUUUCGUUGUCAUUCGAGUGGAGUUGGAAGUGUGUUGUGUCAGCAUGAGAGCCCCUGUGCUGGUUAGUUGAAGUUGCGUUUGGUUAA